Messenger RNA from Coregonus clupeaformis (lake whitefish), 7356 nucleotides. RefSeq names its product unconventional myosin-VIIa-like. The record is from RefSeq and is a predicted model, not a curated record. Bases 81 to 6887 code for a protein of 2268 amino acids. Gene Ontology annotation, molecular function: ATP binding; cytoskeletal motor activity; protein binding. Lineage: Eukaryota; Metazoa; Chordata; Actinopteri; Salmoniformes; Salmonidae. Gene Ontology annotation, cellular component: myosin complex; cytoskeleton. The transcript is spliced from 49 exons.
UGGCUGAUUACUGAACUGGCUAUAGGACCAGGGAGGGCUUCUACAGACCUCUACAGACUGGAGACAAGACGUUUUUAAUCAUGGUGGUUUUGAGGAAGGGUGAUUGGGUGUGGGUGGACUCUGGUCUGGGGGUGCCCAUCGGAGCUGAGGUCAAGCUGACCGACACUGGACAGCUGCAGCUCUUCGAUGAUGAAGGAAAGGAGCAUGAGAUCAACCAGAAGGAAGAGGAUGGGAUCCGGCCCAUGCAUCCUACGUCCGUUAACGGAGUGGAUGACAUGAUCAGACUGGGGGACCUCAACGAGGCCGGGCUCCUCAGGAACCUCCUGGUCCGACACAAGGAGGGCAUUAUCUAUACCUACACAGGCUCCAUUCUGGUGGCAGUGAACCCGUACCAGCUGCUGCCCCUCUACACUACAGAGCAGGUGCAUCUGUACACGGACCGCCGGCUGGGCGAGCUGCCUCCACACGUGUUCGCCAUCGCAGACAGCUGCUUCUUCAACAUGAGACGCAACAAGAAGGACCAGUGCUGUGUCAUCAGUGGUGAGUCUGGGGCAGGAAAGACAGAGAGCACCAAGUUGAUGCUGCAGUUUCUAGCUGCUGUGAGCGGGCAACACUCCUGGAUAGAACAACAGAUACUGGAGGCCAACCCUAUACUGGAGGCCUUUGGUAAUGCCAAAACCGUCCGCAACGACAACUCCAGUCGCUUCGGGAAGUACAUGGACGUUAACUUCACUAAGGGCGGGGCCAUCGAAGGGGCUAAGAUAGAGCAGUACCUACUGGAGAAGUCCCGCGUCUGCAGACAGGCCCCUGAGGAAAGGAACUACCACAUAUUCUACUGUAUGUUGAUGGGGAUGCCUGCUGAACAGAAGAAGAUCCUGUCUCUAGGCAACGCCUCAGAGUACAACUACCUCACCAUGGGUAACUGCACCAGUUGCGAUGGGCGUGAUGACAUUAAGGAGUACGCCCACUUCCGCUCGGCCAUGAAGAUCCUGAUGUUCUCUGAGAAUGACUCCUGGGAGAUCAACAAGUUACUGGCUGCUUUACUCCACCUGGGAAACGUUGACUUUGAAGCCACCAUUUUGAAUAAUCUGGAGAGCUGUGACGUCAUGACGUCAAAUCAUUUCAACAUGGCAAGCAAACUUCUGGAGGUGGACCCCAAGGCCCUGGAGAAGAGUCUGACCCAGCGCUCCUUCAUGACCUCCAGGGAGAGUGUGACCAAACCCCUCACCUCAGCCCAGGCCAUGGACGGCAGAGACGCGUUUGUCAAGGCCAUCUAUGGUAGACUGUUUGUCUGGGUGGUGGGGAAGAUCAACAUGGCUGUGUUCAAGCCUCCUCCCGAGGACACUAAACACGGCAGACAGUCUAUCGGUCUGCUGGACAUCUUCGGCUUCGAGAACUUCAACAAGAACAGUUUUGAGCAGCUGUGUAUCAACUUCGCCAACGAGAAGCUGCAGCAGUUCUUCGUGAAGCAUGUCUUCAAGCUGGAGCAGGAUGAGUACGCCCGCGAGAACAUCGUCUGGAACCACAUCGACUACAACGACAACCAGAGAACACUGGACGUGCUGGCCAACAAGUCUCUUAACAUCCUGGCACUUAUCGACGAGGAAAGCAACUUCCCCAAGGGUACAGAUACUACCAUGAUCAACAAGAUGAACCAGGUACAUGGGAAGGGCGAUGUCUAUAUUCCCCCUAAAAACAACCACGACACGCAGUUUGGAAUCCAGCAUUUCGCUGGGGUGGUCCACUACGAUUCAAAAGGUUUCCUUGAGAAGAACAGAGAUGCUCUGAGCACUGACCUCAUCCAGCUGGUGGAGACGUCGUCCAGUAAGAUGCUGAAGCAGGCAUUCCAGAACGAGCUCUCCUCCAAUAGCGAGAUAGCCAGCGCCAACCCCAAGAUGACCAUCAAUCACAAGAACUCUCGACGGCAGCAAGCGGCUGAUGCUAAGAAGCAUGUUCCUACGUUGAGUGGUCAGUUCCGACAGUCCCUAGAUUCCCUGAUGAAGACCCUGACAGUCUGCCAGCCCUACUUCAUACGCUGCAUCAAGCCCAACGACUUCAAGAAGCCCAUGCUGUUUGACAGAGAGCUGUGUAUGCGUCAGCUGCGCUACUCUGGGAUGAUGGAGACCAUUAGGAUCAGGAAGGCUGGCUAUCCCAUCCGCUACACCUUCGAUGAGUUCCUGGAGCGAUACCGCGUGCUGCUCAAGACCACCCUCUGUGACCCCAAAGCGGAAUCUCCACAGAAAUGCGCUGAAUGUAUCUGUGAGACCGUUCUUGCUGGACAAGAUGGUGACUGGAAGACCGGCAAGACAAAGAUAUUUCUGAAGGACUUCCAUGACACCCUGUUGGAGCUGGAGAGAAUGAAGGAGUUGAAUGAGAAAGCCCUGCUGAUCCAGAGGGUCCUGCGAUGCUACAAACAUCGGAGACAGUUCCUGAGACAGAGGUCUUCUGCGCUGGUCAUUCAGAAACACUGGAGAGGUUACAAAGGCAGAAAGCUGUACAGAGUGGUCCAGCUGGGUUUUGCUCGUCUGCAGGCGAAGGUCCGAGCCCGCCAGCUGCAGCACCACUACCAGCAGAAGAGGGCCGCUGCGGUCCUGCUCCAGGCCCAGUCACGGGGUUACCUGGCCAGAAAGGAGUGGCAGAGGAAGAGGCACGCGGUGGUCCUCCUGCAGGCUAACACCAGGGGCAUGCUGGCUAGGAAGCAAAUGAAGAAGAUGAAGAGAGAUAUGUACCUGUCAGCUAAGGAGCGUCGUGAGGAGGAGUUGGCAGCCCUGGAGAGGCAGAGACGUUUAGAGGAGGUGCUCCGGCAGAAGGGAGAGAAGGAGGCCAGCGCCCAAUCAGAAUCAAUAACAGACCAGGAAAUGGUGGACAACAUCUUCGGGUUCCUGCCCAGUAUGGUGGGAGGGCAGGAGGGGCAGGCUCCUGUCGGAUUCAAGGACCUGGAGAAGCAGGGAGAGCGGACCAGACCAGAGGAGGUGGAUCUGGAUGACCUGCCCAUGGUAGAGGACAUCCCCGAGGAGGACUAUGACGACCUUGAUGAGUACUCCUUCUCAAAGUUUGCCUCCAUGUACUUCCAGGGCGCCGCCACGCCAACACACAUCCGCCAGAGGCUCAGACAGCCACUACUCUACCACGAGGACGAAGGAAAUGUUAUGGCCUCCAUGACAGUGUGGUGGAUCAUCUUGAGGUUCAUGGGGGACCUGCCGGAGCCCAAGCUGGUGCAGGGCCAGGGGGCUAGGGGGGUCAGGGGGUCAAACAUGGCUAACAGCUCCCUGGAUCAGAACCUGGUCUUGAGACAGGACAGGAGGCUGAGCCACAUGGUGGGCCUGGACCAGAGGGUUCUGAGGAACCAGAAGAACCGUAAGGUCUCCACGGUACCAGAGGAACCUGCUCCUCGAAGCAGAAAGGGUUCCACCUUUACAGACUUGGUGUCCCGGAACCGCAAGGCCUCUGCCAAGACUGACGAGGUGAUCCUGAGCCGGAAGGGUUCCUCGGCCGUAGACGCGACGCCCCGAGCCAGGAAGGGUUCCUCGGCCGUAGAUGCGACGCCCCGAGCCAGGAAGGGUUCCUCGGCCGUAGACGCGACGCCCCGAGCCAGGAAGGGUUCUACGUUCACUAACCUGCUGAGUGGGGGUAGAAAGACGUCUUCCAUCCCUGAGGAGGUCCCAGCCUCUCCCUCUAGGGGCACGAGGAAACCCUCUAUCAUCCAGGAGGAGUCAGAGGAAGGAGAAGAGGUGUCCAAGCCGCCCACUGUGCAGACCAUCAGUGAGGAGGACGAGAUACUGAUAGGAGAGGGACCCACCCUCGACCGGCCAAUGACUGCUCUGGAAAAACUACACAUCAUCGUGGGUUACGCCAUCGUCAGAAGAGACCUCAGAGAUGAGAUCUACUGUCAGAUCUGUAAGCAGCUGCAGGAGAAUGGGAACCGCAGCAGUUUCUAUCGAGGUUGGAUCCUCCUGUCCAUCUGUCUGGGGAUCUUCCCCCCCACUGAACGCUUCAUCAAGUUCCUCCAGAGCUUUAUCCGCUUCGGGCCGAUGGGCUAUGCCCCCUACUGUGCCAAGAGACUGAGGCGCACCGUAGCCAAUGGAGUCCGUGGAGAGCCUCCGAGCUGGCUUGAACUAGAGGCGACCAAGUCUAAGAAGCCCAUUGCGGUGUCUGUGACGCUGAUGGACGGACGCACCAUCAGCCUGCCUGUAGACUCCGCCUCCACCUCCAAGGAGAUCUGCCAGUUACUCUCUGAGAAGGUCUCCCUCAAAGACACCUUCGGCUUCUCUCUCUACGUGGCUCUCUAUGAAAAGGUGUGGUCGCUGGGCAGCGGGCGGGAGCACGUGAUGGACGCCAUCUCCCAGUGCGAACAGGAAGUGAAACGGAAAGGUGGGCAGGAGCAGCACGCCCCCUGGCGACUCUACUACAGGAAGGAGAUCUUCACCCCGUGGCACGACUGCAAAGAAGACUCCGUCAGCACAGACCUCAUCUACAGACAGGUCAUCAGGGGACUACGCUACGGAGAGUACCAGUGUGACAAGGAGGAUGACAUAGUCCAGCUGUCAGCCAAACACUUCUACAUCCAGUAUGGAUCAGACUGUAGUCUUGACAACGCUAAGACUGUAGUUAAGGACUGCAUUAACUCCUCUCUUCUGGAGGCCAAGUCUCAGGACCAAUGGCUUCAGAUGGUCAGCGCUGCCCAUGCUCAGGGUCCGUAUGUCAACUCCAGGCAGAAAGCAGCAGGUGUGAAGGCUGAGGUGGUGGACUACGCUCGUCAGAAGUGGCCUAUGUUCUUCUCCAGGUUCUUCGAGGCCUCCAAGUUCUCAGGUCCUGCACUGCCUAAAAACAAGUUCAUUGUGGCGAUCAACUGGACAGGCAUCACCUUCCUGGAUGAGAAGGAGAGGAGACUGCUGCAGCUCUCCUACCCAGAGGUCACUGGGGUCAACACCAUGAGGGAGGGCAAGGCGUUUGGCCAUUCUGUGUGUCUCCUGACUCUGAAGGGAGACUUCUCUCUGAAUGCAGCGAUGGCUGGGAACAUAGCAGAGCUGGUGCAUCUGUUCCUGGGAGGACUGAGGGAACGCUCCCAGUACGCUGUAGGCCUGCAGGAGGUCAACCAAGACGACCCUACGUUCCUGAGCUUUAAGAAAGGAGAGCUGAUAGUCCUCAUUAAAGACGAUGAGCUGACUGUCGGCCGCGGCUGGAUCAAGGGCAAGAACGAACGCACCAGCAUGACGGGGGCGGUACCCACCGACGCUAUCCUGGUCCUGCCCACUCUCACCAAACCUACCAAUGAAGUCAUGAGUCUUCUGAACCUGUCACCUGACCAGAGGAAGAGUAUCAUGGCAGCCAAUCACAAGGAGACAGGCACCGUGGAGAGAGUGGCCCCCGUGUCCCUCAAAGAGUUCUCCUAUGAGUACUUCAGGCAGCCCAUCAAGGAUGUGAACCGUCAGGUGAUCUCUAAGAACGUGGUCCCUGAGUGCCUGUGGGCCAACUCCAGGGAGCCAAUCAGACAGCCCCUUCUUAAGAGGCUAGUGGGGAACUCUGAUCUCAGCCAACGGGCCUGCCUGGCCUUCACUGCUAUCCUGAAGUACAUGGGGGACUACCCCACCAAGCAGAUACAGAGUCCUGUGGAGCUGACAGACCAGAUCUUUGGCCCAGCCACCAAGGACGAGGCCCUGAGAGACGAAAUCUACUGUCAGAUCAUGAAACAAAUGACCAGCAACAACAACAGGUUCAGUUUGGAGCAGGGCUGGCAGUUGCUGUGGCUGUGCUGUGGUCUCUUCCCUCCAAGCCAGUCGCUGCUGAAACACACCCAGCGCUUCCUGGAGUCCCGACGGCGUGAAGCCCUGGCCCCUGACUGCCUACAGCGCCUACAGGGAUCACUGAGGAUGGAGCCCAGGAAGUUGCCUCCUCAUCAGGUGGAGGUAGAUGCCAUCCAGCAGAACUCCACCCAGAUCUUCCACAAGGUCCACUUCCCCAACAACAUGGAGGAGGUCUUUGAGGUCAACACCAGCACUAGGAUCAGGGACCUCUGUCAGACCAUCUCCGCCAAGCUCCAGCUGGUCUCAUCUGACGGCUUCAGCAUCUUCGUCAAAACACCCGACAAGGUUCUCAGUCUGAAUGAUUCAGACUACUUCUUUGACAGCCUGAGACAGAUCACUGAUUGGUCCAAGAAAGCCAAGAGUGUCAAAGAGGGAGGAGGGCCCUUGAACAUGACCUACCUAGUGUUCUUCAUGAGGAAGCUGUGGUUUAACGUCAGUCCUGGCAGAGACCUGGAGGCUGACCUCAUCUUCCACUACCCCCAGGAGCUGCCUAAGUACCUGAGGGGGUACCACCGCUGCACGAAGGAGGACAUGGUGAAUGUAGGGGCUCUGCUCUUCAGGGUGAAGUCCAACAACGACAAGUCCCAGUUCGUUAUGAUCCCCAAGAUGCUGAAAGACCUGGUGCCCGGCGACAUGCUGAAGGCCAUGUCCGCUACGGAGUGGCAGAAGAACAUCGUUGCGGCCUACAACAAGCAGGCUGGUAUGACUGCUGAAGAAGCCAUGCUGGCGUUCCUCAAGGUGGUCUGUCGCUGGCCCACCUUCGGCUGCGCUUUCUUUGAAGUGAAGCAAACAUCAGAACCUAACUUCCCAGAUAUCGUCAGAAUUGCCAUCAGCAAACAGGGGGUCACAAUCAUCCACCCCAAAACCAAGGAUGUCCUUGCGACUCACCCGUUCAACCGUAUCGCUAAUUGGUGCAGCGGAUCCACCUACUUCCACAUCACCGUGGGCAACCUGGUCAAGGGAAACAAGAUCCUGUGUGAAACAUCACUGGGCUAUAAGAUGGAUGAUCUUCUGACCUCGUAUGUCAACAUGUACCUGAACGAGAGGAAAGCAGUUAGGACCAGAAACCAGAGAUACAACUAAUAACAUGUAAUAUGUUAACAGUUCAUCACUAUUUGGACAAGUUGCAAAGUCGGAAGCCCUCUCUAGUUAUACAAUUUCUCUUCUUCAGACCUGAUUGUAAAGCUAACCCUAACACCCUACCCUUAACCACACUGCUAACCUUAUGCCUAACCAGAACCUUAAAGGGAUAGCAUGCUAGCAGAUACUCAUAGACUUCCAGCCAUUGUGCUAACGCUAGUUAGUUAGCAUUGGCUCUUGAAACCACCUUUAACUUACUUCAUACUGGACACAGAGACAUAAAAAAAUGGUGUCCACCAGUUCAUCUGACUCUGGGGAUUUAGAUAAAGGGCCUCAUUGCCAAAAUCCCGAAGAAUCCCUUUAACACAAGACCAUAUCGUAAAGAUGUCAUACAUCUUCAUGAUAUGGCAGGUAGCUUAGUGGUUAAGAGCGUUGUGCCAGUAACCGAAAGGUCGCUGGUUCUAAUCCCCGA